AUGGACUCCCGUGUUGGCCUUCCAACAAUAGGGGAUCGUAAUGCUCUAGUCAAGGAUCAGAUCUGUGCUAUCGCAAGUCCUGGGACUACGUCUAAGGCUUUGGCUAUACUAUGUGUAACGGGAGAAUGCGAUCAUCAAUACUACGAUGCCUACGAGAGCAAUAUGAAGCAAGCCCUGUUCGUUGCAUACGCUAAUGAGCAGAUCGUCUACGGCCUGUGGCUGUGGCUGCAGGCCGUCGACCAAAAUGCGCCUGGUCAAUGGCUGGCAUAUCAGGACUAUGGUGCCGAGGGACAUUUUGCCGUUCUUCAACGGGAUUACUGCAUUGCCUGUGCUUGCAAGAUGAUUCAGGAGGGCUUCAGCAGUCGUGACGGUCAUUCGUCCAAAGUCAUUCGCAUAAUUUAUGGAAGGCUUGCUCGCCAAGAUAUGGAAUGA
Letharia lupina is the source of this 432-nucleotide messenger RNA. RefSeq lists its product as uncharacterized. The transcript is spliced from 2 exons. The record is from RefSeq and is a predicted model, not a curated record. Lineage: Eukaryota; Fungi; Ascomycota; Lecanoromycetes; Lecanorales; Parmeliaceae. Bases 1 to 432 code for a protein of 143 amino acids.